This is a messenger RNA of Anopheles darlingi, 673 nucleotides long. RefSeq lists its product as uncharacterized. Bases 78 to 497 code for a protein of 139 amino acids. The transcript is spliced from 2 exons. NCBI's taxonomy places the organism in Eukaryota, Metazoa, Arthropoda, Insecta, Diptera, Culicidae. The record is from RefSeq and is a predicted model, not a curated record.
UUGGCUAGACCAAAUCAGUUCGUCGUUGCAUUAGGUGUGUCGAGUUCGUCGCUAGCAUUGCAGUCUUUCGUUCAACCAUGAUGCACCUUAGCGGCAUGCGACUGCUUCUGACGGUUCUGGUAUCGCUGGUCGCCGUACAAAAUGCAGCGGCUUUUACUGAAGCUCUAGAUGACAUUUGGUCCCUUUUGUUCGAUUCAUCAUCGAGUGAAAGCGAUUCUAUGGAGAUGAUCAAUUUGCAUACAAAAAAUGCAACAAUUAAAGUCGAUUGUGCCGUACCUUGCACGCUAAAUGUGGUUUGCAACAAUUGCAAUACCAUGACCUCCAAUAUGAAUCCGAGUGACGCAUCAACUUCAACUACUGUACCAAACGGAGGUGGAGGAACAGUGCCCACUAGUGCCAGUGUUACAACGAGUGCGCCAACCGCUACUACGACAACUGUUCCCUCCUCAUCCACUGUUGAUUCAAGCUCGCCUACUACGACCGACGCAUCGCCAUGAUUAUUGAUUAGACAAAACCUGUUAGUUUACACGUUCAAUAUGAUUUAAGGAAAAAUUGCUUAAGAUUUUUGGAUGAAUUCCGAUGCAAUGAAGCGUAAAUGGAUUCCGAUGCAAUGAAACGGCUAAAACAACAUUCAAUCGUUUAAUAAACUAUAAAAAAGAUAACUAGUUUGUUC